Colletotrichum acutatum is the source of this 2196-nucleotide messenger RNA. Its product is annotated as heterokaryon incompatibility protein-domain-containing protein. Lineage: Eukaryota; Fungi; Ascomycota; Sordariomycetes; Glomerellales; Glomerellaceae. The coding region runs from base 347 to 2029 and encodes 560 amino acids. The record is from RefSeq and is a predicted model, not a curated record. The transcript has 2 exons.
UGGUCAGAGGAAGGCAGCCUCGUUUAUCAUGCGUCCCUCUCACGUGUUGCUGCGACCCAGUUGGUACCGUCUUGCUAAUUGGUAGGCAAGAAGAAGUCGUUGGUUGCUCCUUACUUAUUCCCUCGACCCAAGUCACGGCACCCGAAGUGUUCAAACCGACCAAGCUACUGAGUUCGUCCCCGAACCGAUCUAGGUGAGAACUCAACGUUUCGCCGUGUAUUCGUAUAUUUACUUUAUGGGUCAGAGUACUAGAUUACCGACUAUACAAGUCAUAGUCAACACCGUCUGUUUUAGACCCGUGCUUGCGAAGUAGGACAAGCACUAAGUUUUCUGAUCCAAAGAAAGCAUGAGGCUCAUCAACGUUAAUACUCUCCAGUUGGAGGAAUUUUUUGAUGACGAGACGUCUCAUUACACGAUUCUCUCUCAUACUUGGGAAAGAGAUGAGGUCACGUUUCAAGAUCUCUGCUGGCUCCACGAAUACGAGGAAAACAUCGAAGCCUUUGCUUCUGUCGAAGCCCUAAUGGCGUCGGCUACGAUGAACUCGGCCAAAAAAGCCAAAGACUUACGACAACGGUCCGGAUUCCACAAGAUUGUCCAGAGCGCACGCCUUACAAAAGAACAUUUGUUACAAUAUGUCUGGGUCGACACAUGCUGUAUAGACAAGAGCAGCAGUGCUGAACUUUCUGAAGCCAUCAACUCCAUGUUCCGAUGGUACCAAGAGGCGCGAAUUUGUUUUGUGUUUCUGUCAGAUUUCCAGCCAUCAGAUGUUACGAACGCCCCCUUAGACUUCGCACAGUGCAGAUGGUUUACUAGGGGGUGGACACUGCAAGAGCUCUUGGCCCCAAGACACAUGUACUUCUAUAACCAGGAGUGGAAGCUCGUGGGAGACAAAGACUCCUUGCGAUAUGAGAUGUCAGAAAUCACUGGCAUACCGAGGGCUAUUUUGGCACAUGAUCAUUCGUUCCAAGAUGUCUGCCUGGCACAGAGAAUGUCGUGGGCAAGUAGAAGACAGACUUCACGUAAAGAAGAUAUGGCGUACUGUCUCCUUGGUCUUUUCGACAUCAAUAUACCCCUUCUUUACGGAGAGGGCGACAUGGCGUUCGUACGUCUGCAGCAGGAGAUCAUUAAGGAAACAACUGACCAAAGUCUACUGGCCUCUUGGGGUCUCGGAAAUUCUCUCAGCACCCGAGGACAUUUCUUUGCAACAUCACCGGCUGCAAUGACGAGAGCUGCUUCAUUUUACACUGACAAUAUCACAGAAAUGUCCUCUUCGGAGUUUCGAAUGACCAACAGGGGCUUCCGAAUCAACCUAUCUCUUCUCCUGCUGUCUGAGUUUGAGAGCGGAUCGCAUAACGCGCCCAACUGCUACUAUGCGCUGUUGAAUGCUCUUGACGAUCAAGAUCGCAGGAUAUGUCUUCCUCUGUUUUUAAACAACUCUCCUUCGGGCGACGAGUUUGUCAGGUCUCCCUCUGGGCCAGUCGCGCUCUCGGAAACUAGCCUCAAUAGCCUGGGAGAGGCCACCUAUGAGGAGCUGGUCAUCGUGCGAGAGCCUUCAUGGGAGCGACCACUGGCCGCUGGCGCCUGGCAAAUAUCUAUCACGAACCCCCCCGUGAGCGACUAUCUCUUCGCCCCUCCCAUAAACAUUGUCGAAACAUUUCCUCCGAUGAUGUCUUCGAAGCAUGAGAAAGGCACAUUUACCACUGUCAUUGCCAUGCCACCGCCUGCCAAUGUUCCAGGGAGCCCUCAUGAUAAGCCUUGGCAAUUCUUCCUGCGUUGCAGCUAUCCGGACCCAGCUGGCGAACGAGAUUUCGCUUUGGUCUUCGAUCUACCUUCGAGACAAGGGGCACCUAGGGGGCCCUUACAACCGUACGUGAUCGAUUGGAGAAAAUUUCAUUCUGUGCUACGGAAGGAUGAUGAGGGCAUGAGCCAGGAAGGUCCGUACACGUCUCUGGCCGAUGCCAUUCUCUCUGGCGCCCGCUUCCACGGUCUGGAAUACGCUGAAAAGCAAGCCCGAUCUAAAAACAGCUAAAUUUCUUUUCAAUGAGCUGUCCUCCCUCUACCUUAUUUUUUCCAGCUUUCCAACAACGGCGGUCGCAGAGACAAGCAUGGUGAUGGUGUUCAGAACAGCAGUGAGGAUGGGAAUGGUGCUAAGAGUUAGGCUUUGGGUUUUCUGUCAGUGAGUGGCGGUUGCUGGUG